Molecule: messenger RNA, 3576 nt
Organism: Salarias fasciatus (jewelled blenny)
Lineage: Eukaryota; Metazoa; Chordata; Actinopteri; Blenniiformes; Blenniidae
Gene: ablim3
Product: actin binding LIM protein family, member 3
Exons: 23
Coding region: 406-2478 (690 amino acids)
Biological process (GO): cilium assembly; lamellipodium assembly; cytoskeleton organization
Cellular component (GO): stress fiber; actin cytoskeleton
Molecular function (GO): actin filament binding
Source: RefSeq, a predicted model, not a curated record
ACGCUGAAGGCGCACGGUGGCGCGGCGGGGGAGCGCGGUGGAGCUGGAAUCAGCCGGGAGCGAUCAUGUGAAGGUGGAAUCCGAGUGAGCCGCGCCGUAUUGUCACUGGCCUCUCCCACCCUGAAAGCUGCCCCAGUCUGGAUCCUAAAUCUAAUUACGGGAAUUAUCCACGCUGCCGUGUAUUUACACACGUUGAUGUGCCUGUGUCCACCUCCUCGGUAAUUGGCUGGAAGCGGUGUUGCUGAGAGCGAGCAGGGAGCAUCAUUUUGCGUUUGUUGGAUGUUCAUUUUUUUAAUCACUGAAAUUUGGGAGAAGUAAAGUGGCCCGUGAAGAUCCCCCCUCGCGCUUGAUGGGAUUAUUUUUUGACGAAGCCGCUUUGUUUUGGAUGAGAACACAUUGGGCAUCAUGAGUUCCAGUGCAGCUUAUCACCAAGGCUCAACGGGCAGUGAGCGGAGCUCUGGACCAAUCCGAUGCCAGCGAUGUCGAGAAGUAUGCAAAGGAGAGGUCGUCCGAGUGCAAGAGACCCACUUUCAUGUCAAGUGCUUCACGUGCACCGUGUGUAACUGUGACUUGGCGCGAUCCGGCUUCUUCCAGAAGAAGGGCGAGUACAUCUGCACGGCGGACUAUCAGCGCCUGUACGGCACGCGCUGCGACCGCUGCGACAGCUUCAUCACGGGCGAGGUGGUCUCUGCCCUGGGACGCACCUACCACCCCAAGUGCUUUGUCUGCAGUGUCUGCAGUAAACCCUUUCCAAUUGGAGACAGGGUGACGUUCAGCGGGAAGGACUGCGUGUGCCAGCAGUGCUCCCACACACUUGUCAAGUCGAAUGAACCGAUCAAGAUCCACGGGCCGAGCCACUGCGCCGGGUGUGGAGCCGAGAUCAAACAGGGUCAGUCUCUCCUGGCGCUGGAGAAACAGUGGCACGUCAGCUGCUUCAGGUGUCGGACCUGCAACAUGGUCCUCACUGGAGAGUACAUCAGCAAAGAUGGAGUGCCGUACUGCGAGGCAGAUUACCACGCCCAGUACGGGGUGAAAUGUGAGACCUGCAGCAGAUACAUCAGCGGACGAGUUCUGGAGGCGGGGGGGAAGCACUACCACCCGACCUGUGCUCGGUGCGCUCGCUGCAACAUGAUGUUCAAAGAGGGGGAGGAGAUGUACCUGACAGGUUGUGAGGUGUGGCACCCAUUAUGCAAGCAGGCGGCGAGGGCGGAGCGGCGACUCAGGCACAGACGCCUGUCAGAGGCCUCCAUCUCUCCACCUGGCUCCUCCAUCGGCUCUCCCAGUAGAGUUAUUUGUGCCAGAGUGGAGAAUGAGAUCCUAGAUUAUAAGGACCUAGCUGCCCUGCCAAAGGUCAAGGCCAUAUAUGAGGUCCAACAGCCAGACCUCAUAUGCUCCUCAUACCAGCCGUACCUCAGAUACACGUCUGAUGACAGGCUAGACACUUACAGCUAUGGGGAGUCGCUUGGGACACUCUCUCCAUAUUCUCAGGACUAUGACAGCCUGGAUACGAAGCAGAGACGGUGCUCCAGCCCAGGUUACAUUGACUCGCCGACGUUCAGUCGCCAAGGCAUGUCACCCAUCAUGCCUCGCUCUCCGCAGCACUACGUCUACCCCGGCUCUGAAAGUGGCAGGAGCUCUCCAUAUUACGGCCAAGAAGGGCGGUCAAGCACACCCACCACAAACCAGCCCCCUAAACAUUUUCAUGUACCAGCCACAGGGGACCCCAACAUCUACAGGAAGCCUCCCAUCUAUAGGAGAACGGCUACCAAAAGCAGGACCAGCGAGGACAUCCUCCGCUCCUCCAGACUGUCCACCUACUCUCCCGAACCGUACAGCCAGUCGGAGUCGGACUACUACCCCUACACCAGCUCCCCCAGGGCCUAUCGCAUGCCGAGAAGACGCUUCUCCACUGGAGGAGAUGAAGAGGGCUGGAGUCAGAGUCUUCAAAGAAUUGGGAGUGGCAUCGGGAGGAUGAUCCUAAAGGAGGAGAUGAAAGCCAGAUCGGGUUCCUAUGACAACGACCCCUGGGGCAGUGCGAGGAAUUCUCGGAGCGGGAGCAAGGAGACGCUGAACACCACGGGCCACGGCACCACGGCGUACAACAACACCAUCAACGGCUCCCCCCGAUCGCAGUACAGUGCCGACAGCGACUUUGUGUGUAAAUCAGCUUCACUGCCUGGAUACGGCCGUAAUGGCAUCCAGCGGCCUCAGAGUGCAGAUUGCUACCAGUACCAGUACGACAGCGGCAGCAAGGUCAACUGGGGAAACCGAGCGGAAUACAAGAUUUACCCGUAUGAAUCGCUCAUUGUUACCACCAGAGGGCGCAACAGGCUCCCCAAAGAUGUAGACAGAGCCAGACUGGAACGCCACCUAUCCCCAGAGGAGUUUGUCCAAGUGUUCGGCAUGACUGUGGAAGAUUUCGACCGGCUGGCCCUGUGGAAGAGGAACGAGCUGAAGAAACAGGCCCGACUGUUUUAAUCACACGAGUGGAUCACUGCCAUGAAGGACAACAAGAGGACUUCUACUCAGUUACACUGCCAUGCCUGAGAACCUGCUCUAGAUCUCCUCACACGACAAACCAAAUCCUGGUCACAGCCGAGGGAAGUUCUGGGAUGCUCCGGGAAGUCGGCAGAGACACGGCGCUCCGACGGCUGUGUGCUGGAGUGCAGUGAAAGCAAUAGAGACUGUCGUGGAGACAUGCUGUGCUUUUCUUGAACAUGAAGGGUCGAGGAGGACUUGACUGGGAGCGUCUGUGAUCAGAGCUGCAGGACGGAAACACAUCGAGGAGAAUUUUGGCUUUGCCUUAUUUGUUAUGCUCUCUUAAGUUGUGACUGUGCAGCACCAGCAAUCUGAAUGGGUAGAAUGUAGAUACAGUGUAUGGUUUUUGACACUUUAGUGGUGUGAGUGAUGCAGCGAGAGCGACGAGUGCACACAUUCGAACAUCACUUCACUUUGGUUUAAAGAUUCAUUUUGUGUUUACCGGUUCCCCCUUUCACACAGAACAAUGUCACCUCGAGUUUAUAUAGAUCGAAAUAGCAAAAAAAAAAACAAAACAAAAAAAAGAAAUUGCUUUGCAAUUGUAUGCGUGACCUGCAUUGAUUUGUGUGGACAUUAAAAACCAAAGUGAGAAUGCAAUUACUCAAUUCAGCAUAUCGCUCCCGUGUCACUCUGGAUAGGUCGGUCGAGGUCACCAAUAGAGGCAGUUCACUGUGCAGCUGCACGGUAACCGAAAAGAAUGUGCAAUCCAGUCGAUUCAAGAGGUGAAAGAAAAUGACAAUUCUGUCCUCCAGUUCUGCAUAUUGCAUAUUUUCUACAUAUUGCAAUAGAAAGAUGACUAAAUAUUGAGGAUGAGGGUUUUAGUCAUCCUUGCAUUUGCAUUCACUAUUAUUUAUAUUCUUUUUAGAAUGAUAAUCCAAUACUUUUUUAGCUACAGAGAUUAUAUUCACUCACAAAAGAUUAAAAAUGAAAACGUUCUGCAAGGUAUUUAACUCAUUGACAAAGAUCCAGGGUUGUUGAAGACUUUACUUCCUUUGAAUACGGUUAUUUUUGAUUUUGUCACUAAAAUAAACUUCAAAU